Chanos chanos (milkfish) is the source of this 366-nucleotide messenger RNA. It is a transcript of the gene dydc2, whose product is annotated as DPY30 domain containing 2. The record is from RefSeq and is a predicted model, not a curated record. Lineage: Eukaryota; Metazoa; Chordata; Actinopteri; Gonorynchiformes; Chanidae. The coding region runs from base 1 to 366 and encodes 121 amino acids. The transcript has 3 exons. Gene Ontology annotation, cellular component: Set1C/COMPASS complex.
AUGGAGUCCGAAUACUUGAAAAAGCAGCUAGGAAAAUGCCUUGUGGAGGGCAUGGCAGAAGUGGCCGAGCAAAGACCAAUGGAUCCGAUCGAGUUCCUUGCCCAGUGGAUCUACAAAUAUAAAGAAAACCUGGACUAUGCGAAUGAGAGAAAUAGGUAUCAGAAGCAACUGGAGCUGGAGAUGAAGAGCGCUCGCGAUGAGGCCUUGCACCAGCAACAACUGAAGGAUGAGCAAGAGAGGAUCAGAGAGUCACAGACAAGACAAAAGGAGCCCACACAGAGUGUGGUUAUACUGACAGAGAUAAGACACAAACUGGAGAAAGUUCCCAAGAAUUCGGAGGGUCUUCCUCCUGAUGAGCUCAGCUGA